GCAGCCGACGGACUACAAUGCAAUUCAGUGUUUACAGUCUCCAUCUUCUGUAAUUUCUAAUUCGAAAUUUCAAUAAAAAAUGUCAGUUACGGCUGUUAGUUUUCGAUGGUUAGAUAUUUUAGAGAAAGAAUUUGAUAAAGCAUUUGUUGAUUUGGAUAUUCUGUUGGGUGAUCUAGACAGCGAUGAUCCCGAAAUGCUUUUUUCUGCCCGUCAGAAAAUGUCGACUCUCAGUUCCUGUUUCGCACAGCUCACGCACAAGGCACAAACCAUAUUCCAGAACAGCGCCAAACUUGAGGCAGAAUUGGUGCACAUGCGCACAGAGGCGGUGGAGACAAAGACGCGCAGCCAGGCAGUGGAAGAGGAGCUGCAUGCAGUGUUGGUAUCGUUGCACACCACUCAGCUGCAGCAGCUGCCAGGUCAUCACAAUGCAAACGUCAAUGCUAACAUACAGGCCAAGCUGCAACAGGGAUUGGUCGAGAGGUCGCCCACACACAAGGCUGUCAUUUCAGGUGUGAACAUGGAUAACCUAGUGAUGUCGCUGGAAAACUGGAAAGCUCAGCUGGAACUGGAGAAUGAGUCUCUGAGGAACACAGUGGUCGGACUCCAGGCUGAAGUGUGCGGAGCAAGACUGGCUGCUAGGUACCUGGACAAGGAGUUGGCUGGAAGAAUCCAGCAACUGCAACUACUAGGCCGGUCCGAUAUGACGGGAGACGCAAGGGAUAGGCUGUGGAGUCAGCUGGAGGCUGAGAUCCUGGUGCAAAGACAGAAGACAGUGAUGCGAGCUGUCAGACAGAGGGAGACGCGCGUACCCCCACCACCUGCCUCGCUCGCCGGAGUCGUGCGUACGGUACGCCUAAACAGGCAUCCGCACCAGGGCCUGGGCAUAUCGAUCACUGGAGGUCGCGAACACGGCGUGCCAAUCCUGAUCUCCGAACUGGAGCCAGGUGGUUGUGGUAGCGAAGGUGGUAACAAGUUGUACGUGGGUGAUGCAGUGCUGAGUGUGAACGGGGUCGACCUGAGGGUGGCCAGCCACCAGGAGGCGGUCACACUGCUUAGCAGCCAAGUGGGUGCGGUCACACUGCAGGUCCAGUAUCUGGCCACCAAUGACGGAGAUCUUAGCGAGGACGAUGAUCACGAUUUCAACAAUCUCAGGUACGGUUUCUUUGACGAUGCAAGCGACGGUGUGGACUUCUAUAGAACAAGAAACGGUUACUCGAAAAGUAAUAGCAAAGAUAGGCCUGCCACACCUACACCCACUGCGCCUAGGACACCGGACUCAUUAAUUAGGGGCGAAUCAGAAUGCAGUUAUCCGACCAGUCCUAUAGCAACACAACAGCAGCACAAAGAUGUGACCACGGAUGAAGUGACAGAGAGGACUACCCUGGAGCAGGAUGACCCCACGGAAGCCCCCUCUGCAGAGAGGAGUGUGCACAUCACCACAGCUGAUCCUCCCUCCCCCGCGCCUACAACCGCCACGCCAUCAAGCGUCGUCAGUCCCAAACACUUUGGGGUCACCACCUUGCAGAAGAUAUUCAGGUCACUGACCCCAUCAGGGGUAUGGAGCGACGGAACAGAAGAAGAGUCCAACGAUAACAACGAGACGGGGGACGAUGAAGACAAACCCCUCACUCCAGCUCCCCCCACCAAAGCGCCCUCACUAAACCGGUUCAAACCGGUUUCCUCGCCAUCUGACAAUGCUGCCAACAUAAACGACAACAUCGAGGAGAUCAUACUGCGACAAGGUGGCACCUCAAUAGUCGCCCAGCGCAUGGUUCCCAACCGUAAGAACCAAGAUGGCGGAAUUCCAAGAUGGCGUGAGCAGCUGCAGAAAGAGUCGAGUCAGCUGUUUCAUCCGGAAACGGAAGCGGUCAGUUUGGUGGAUGGUCACGGUGACGCCACUUUUGGCACACCUGUAUAAACUGUCAGCUGUAGUUUAGGUACAAAUAAUUGCAAUAUUCAUAAUUCUGAACGUUUUAUUUUGUUUAAAUAGAUAAUUAUGUACAUUUUUGGAAUCAUAUGAUCGUCGGUAGAAUGAAAAUCCAAUUGAAUUUGAACACAGUGCAUAAACGUUCAUUGAUCAGUUAGGGCCAAGCCAAACGAAGUGUUUUUUCAGACGAGUCGGCAGGGCAGGAAGCUCUCUGAUUGGCUGAUUCCCGAACGUCAACCCAAUCAGCCAAUCGGAGAUCUUCCUGCCCUGCCGACUCGUCUGAAAAAACACUUCGUUUGGCUUAGCCCUUGAGCUGGAUUGAAAUUAAAUGAACAUAUUUAUUAGGCGGAUUUUGGACUUCCCUAGUGGAUCCAAAAUAUCAGUAUCAGUGUAAUAUUAUUCUCAUCAAUAAUAUUAUGAUCAUCAAUUCUAACGGGGCUAUUGAAAUGUUAAUUACCUUGUAAAUUACUAUUGAAAUAUUAAACUCGCUCGGGCUAUUGAAAUGUUAUUGACUAUAUAAAUUACUAUUGAAAUAUUAAACUCGCUCGGCCGGGAUGAGUGUGAAUCCUCCAAUUAGAACUAAUGGAAAUAAUAUUUUCACUUUACCGGAUACAUACACUGAUUCUGAUAUGUUGGAUUCCAGCUUCACGUUAGUCAACUUUGAUUGGAUUUUCGUUCAACCAAGUAUGUGUAAUUGCAAUAUUAAUAUCACGCUGACUAUUUGAUUCUGUCAACUUCAAUAAUCAUGUAUUUUUUCGGAAUCAUAGUGGUCAGAGCUAUACGAGAAUUCAGUUGAGUUUAACUAUCUUACAUAACAUGAUUUUACUGCGAUAUAAUUGAUUGUAUUCUCAUGUAACUGACUGUGAGCAUGAGUAUUACAAUACCAUUCAUGCUGAAUGAUUGGUUUCCUUGGAAUGAUCAAUCAUAAGGUCAGUUGCACGUAAAUGAAAUUGAACUUGGCCCUUGUAAAAUUAACGUCAUAACAUUUAGGACCGGUUUCCGAGCUCGUGAUUUAGCUAAGUUCUAGACUUUGAACAUCUGGAGUCAGAAAAUUGGCUUUCCGA
This is a messenger RNA of Nilaparvata lugens (brown planthopper), 2991 nucleotides long. Its product is annotated as Golgi-associated PDZ and coiled-coil motif-containing protein. Bases 80 to 1918 code for a protein of 612 amino acids. The record is from RefSeq and is a predicted model, not a curated record. Gene Ontology annotation, biological process: negative regulation of protein localization to cell surface. Gene Ontology annotation, molecular function: transmembrane transporter binding. NCBI's taxonomy places the organism in Eukaryota, Metazoa, Arthropoda, Insecta, Hemiptera, Delphacidae. The transcript has 9 exons. Gene Ontology annotation, cellular component: Golgi apparatus; trans-Golgi network transport vesicle; membrane.